AUGGCAGCUGUACAGACAAGAAUAGCAGCUGUACAGACAACAAUAGCAGCUAAACAGAGAACGAUAGCAGCUGGACAGACAACAUUAGCAGCUGCACAGACAACAAUAGCACCUGUACAGACAAUAUAUCGGUCUACGACACCGAACAAUUACAUGAAAAAAUCAUCUGAAAUUACAAAUUGGACACUUUGUUUUCCAGCAGAAAUUUUCACAUCGAUUCUAGCAGGUAUCAUAGGUAUUGUUUCAGUUGUUGCAGGAGCCAUCGUAUUGAUUAGGAGAAAGAUGCGGUUACAACAGGAUACUAAUGUCAAGAAUAGUCUUUACAGGAGUUUAAAGAAUAGCUUUCCUAACCGUACAGUGGAAAAUGAUAAUGACUACUUAAAUGCGUCCUUAGAGAGUGACCUCCCACGUCCUGCUGCAGCAAAUACUGACAAUUACCACUUAAGUGAGUUGUUACAUAGUGGUUUCCCAAGAAGUACUGCAGCAAAUGCUUACGAACAUGUAAGCGAGUGGUUACAGAGUAAUGGUGAAAGUUCGAAUGUAGUAAAUGCUGACAACGAAUACGUAAACGAACCGUUAAAGAGUGGUCGUAUCGUCUCUGUAGCGGUUCAUGAUUACGUAGACACCAACUACGAUGAAUUAAUAAGUCAGCGUGAAGAUGAGCAUUGUUACGCCCCACUGAUAACGUAACAUGCAUCAAAAGUUGGACUUCUCGUACUUACUGUUAACUACACUUGCUAGGUGGCUGUUUAAGCAGUGAUGACUACCAGGACUCAAGCAUACUCGAGUUAGAGGCUGUAACUGCAUUAAAUGAACACAUUACCUGUUUUCAAAACAUGAAAAAGAAGUUUUAAAUUUUUAUGAAAUACAUUCAAAUGUACAUAUAUUUCUUCAACAACAGUAUGUAUAUUAUGCUAAACUUGCAUAUUAGUUAUAAGCACUUGAUAUUUUGAUAUUAAAGAAAAAUAUGUGAUUAGAAGAAAUACAACUCUGUCGUCUAGAGGAGAAGUAUCAAAGGGACCUAAUUCAUAGGAUUUUUUUCUAUUUUCGGACUGUGGAAAACGGGCUGCGGAUUUAUAAAAUGGGGAUAGUCUCUAAAUACUUAAAGUUACGCAGGAAAGAAUUUCAAAGCAUACGUAUGGUAUAUAUGUCUCUUUUAUUUAAAGUAACUCAUGCGUUUGCUGUAAAAAUCAACGUCUUUUAUGAGAUCCUUUGUUACUGUA
Mercenaria mercenaria is the source of this 1223-nucleotide messenger RNA. RefSeq lists its product as uncharacterized. The transcript has 4 exons. The record is from RefSeq and is a predicted model, not a curated record. Bases 1 to 690 code for a protein of 229 amino acids. Lineage: Eukaryota; Metazoa; Mollusca; Bivalvia; Venerida; Veneridae.